Messenger RNA from Rosa chinensis, 1695 nucleotides. Its product is annotated as probable mannitol dehydrogenase. Gene Ontology annotation, molecular function: cinnamyl-alcohol dehydrogenase activity. The coding region runs from base 1 to 1695 and encodes 564 amino acids. NCBI's taxonomy places the organism in Eukaryota, Viridiplantae, Streptophyta, Magnoliopsida, Rosales, Rosaceae. The record is from RefSeq and is a predicted model, not a curated record. Gene Ontology annotation, biological process: lignin biosynthetic process. The transcript has 8 exons.
AUGUCUAAAGCACCAGCUCAAGAAGAAGCAGUGCAUGCUUAUGGAUGGGCUACUAGAAAUUCCUCAGGAAUUCUCUCCCCCUACCAUUUCACUAGAAGGGCUAAUGGCGAUAAUGAUAUUACCACCAAGAUACAAUAUUGUGGAAUUUGCCACGGAGACAUUCACCUCGUAAAGAACAAAAUAUGGCCGACCAUUUAUCCAACCGUGCCCGGCCAGAUGCCCCACCUCUCCGACCCCAAAGUCAUUGCCGCCAUGACCCGCGCCGUCUCCCACGUUGCCCAGACCCACUCCGUCCUCAACGCCCUCGGCGACCAUCCCGACCACAACCUCCUCCCGCAACCACACCCUCAACGGCGAUCCAAACUCUCCUUCAUCACCCCCUCCAAAAUCGCCGCUGAAUUCUCCCACCACGACCCCAACUUCGCCUGGAUCAACAACUGCAGCUUCGGGUCUUGCCUCGACUCCAUCAUCCAGCCUCCUAGAGUCCAAGUAGCAGUGUUUACAGGGGGCGCACUGGAGCCAAACGACGUCGGAGCCGGUGUCGAGGACCAUGUAGAGGUAUUUAGGGGGAGUGCCGACGCCGAUGCGGUUGAGGGAGAGGUGAGGGAGGUGAAGCGGAGGGCGUCACGGUGGAGGCAGAGGUGGAAGAGCUGGGAGAUGGUUUGGUUGGAGGAGAGGGCAUCGAGGUGGUGGAGUUGGAGGGAGAUGGAAUCUGGGUCGGGUUCGGAGGUGGCGGAGAAGGAUUCGGGUUGGGGGAGAGUAGGGGCGGAGGGGAAGGGGGAGAAGAGGAGGGUCCGGUGGUCAAGGGCGACGGAGAAGGAGAGCAGAAGAGUGAAGGCAUGCAACCAAGUGACCAAGGUUGGGCUCAAUGUCAAAAAAUUUAAAGUUGUUGGAGAUGUAGCCCGAGUAGGGUGCAUUAUGGGUUCAUGUGGCUCAUGCGAGAACUGCAAACAAGACUUGGAAAAUUAUUGCCCCAAAAUGUUAUGGACCUACAAUGGACAAUAUGAAGAUGGAACAAGAGCCUUUGGUGGAUAUUCAGAUAAGUUUGUUGUGGAAGAGCACUUUGUCGUCCGAAUCCCAAAUGACAUUCCAUUAGCCGGUGCCGCCCCGCAAUUGUGUGCUGGGAUUACCGUGUAUAGCCCCCUGAAAUAUUUCGGACUAGUCCCCCAGCCCAGUAGCGAUAAACAUUUGGGUGUUGUUGGGCUUAGAGGUAUAGGUCAUAUGGCCGUGAAGUUUGCCAAAGCUUUUGGAGCAAGGGUCACUGUGAUUAGUUCCUCUCCGAGUAAGGAAAAGGAAGCAGUGGAACGACUUGGUGCAGAUUCAUUUUUGAUCAGUCAUGACCAUGAGAAAUUGGCGGCUGCCUUGGGCACCAUGGAUGGUAUCAUCGACACUGUUUCUGCUUCUCGCUCUCUCCUUCCAUUGAUUGGCUUGCUGAAAACUAGUAGAAAACUAGUUUUGGUGGGUGCUCCAGUGGAACCAUCUGAGCUUCCCGUCUUCCCUUUAAUUAUGGGGAGGAAAGUUAUUGCUAGUAGUGCAAUUAGGGGAAUGAAAGAGACUCAAGAGAUAAUAGAUUUUGCAGCAAACACUAAUGUCGCAGCAGAUGUCGAAGUUAUUCCAAUGGAUUAUGUGAACAUUGCUCUUGAACGACUUGAGAAGGGCGACAAUGUUAAAUAUUGCUUUGUCACAACACGAUAA